Oncorhynchus tshawytscha (Chinook salmon) is the source of this 3485-nucleotide messenger RNA. RefSeq names its product Rho guanine nucleotide exchange factor (GEF) 38 (gene arhgef38). Gene Ontology annotation, biological process: intracellular signal transduction. Gene Ontology annotation, cellular component: cytoplasm. Gene Ontology annotation, molecular function: guanyl-nucleotide exchange factor activity; protein binding. The record is from RefSeq and is a predicted model, not a curated record. NCBI's taxonomy places the organism in Eukaryota, Metazoa, Chordata, Actinopteri, Salmoniformes, Salmonidae. The coding region runs from base 207 to 2858 and encodes 883 amino acids. The transcript is spliced from 18 exons.
UUGGUGGGAAAUAAUGAUCUCAUGAACAUGGAUGUGGGAUUCCUUGAGCUCUCAGAAAUAAAGAGAUGCAGGUGUUCCCAGGGACGUUGCAUUGCACAGCAGUGGAGGGUGCAGGGCCAUGAAGUACAGCAGUGGAGGGGGCAUGACCACAGAGCUCUCCUGUGACAGAGAGCACGGGGGGAGAAGAAGAGGGCUUCUUGGUCAAAAUGGAUCCCAACAGGGAGGCCAACAACGGCAGUGAGAAAGAGAAGGAAAAAGAGAAAGUGGUCAAGAGGAGAACCAGGCCUAACUUCCUGCGCUACAUGCACUUGGAGAGGAGGAAGACGGACACCAUCGUGGUGGCCAACGAUGACACCGCCGCCGACAUUAAAGGUGACAUCAACCUUGGGACCCUGGUGCGGAGGAGUCAGUCGGACAAAACGGAGUACAGUGCCAAACUUAAAGAGAAAAUGGCGCCCCUGUCCCCCCUGUCGUCAAUCCUGGCCUCUCCGGCCCUCGACCCCGCGGAGGUCCGCCUGAGGAAGAUGAGCCGCAGGUCAAAGGUCAUCCAGGAGCUGGUGCAGACGGAGAGGGACUUCCUCACCGACCUGGAGCUCUGCAUCAGAGAGGUGGUCAAGCCCCUCAGAGACAGACAGGUGGUGGACGUGGAUCGUCUGUUUACUAACAUGGAGACAGUGUGUGAGGUGUCGGCCGCGCUGCUCCACCGGCUGCAGGAGGCCACAGCUGAGCCAGACCCUGAGGCACUAGUCAUAGGGGAAGUGUUCAUUCAGGCCAAAGCAGCGCUGGAGGACGUCUAUAAAAUCUACUGCUAUCACCACGACGAUGCGAACUCUUUACUCAAGUCCUAUGAGAAAGAGGAAGGAAUCAAGCAACAUUUCAUCACCUGUGUGUCAUCACUGAAGCGGAUAUACGACCAAGAGGGGAAACCCAACCUGCUGGACAUGGGUUCUCUGCUCAUCAAGCCGGUCCAGCGGGUCAUGAAGUACCCUCUGCUGCUCGGGGAGCUGUGGCAGGCCACGCCCAGCGAUCACCCUGACAACAGGCCCCUCCAGGAGGCUCUGACCGCCGCCAAGAUCAUCAACGUCAACAUCAACGAGUUCAAGAGGAGGAAGGACAUCGUGAUGAAGUACAAGAGGACCGAGGAGGAUGGGGGGACACUCAUGGGUAAACUGAACAAGUUCAGCAUCCACUCUAUCAGGAAGAAGUCUGACAGGCUCACAGGAUACCUCAAGAUCCUCACAGGUGUGGAGCCACAGGUGAGAGAUGAGGUGUUCGACAAGGAGGAGAAGCUGUUUAGGAGUCUGGAGAAAGCAGUGAGACAACUAGUCAAGAACGUCCACUGUUACCUGAUACACAUACAGGAGAUGGUAGGUGUCGCGGUCCAGAAUGCUGCAGACCUGGAGGACAUCAUGAAGGAUCCAGACAAAAUAGACACAAACAGUACUCAGCACCUGAAGAACGGCAACAACCCAUACAAGCACUUUGUUACCGGCUCUUCUCCUCUCUUCUCUCUCCUGCUUGUCAGCCUGUCUAUCCUUUCUUCCGUGGACGCUGUUCACUUGUGGGGCCUGCUUGCCCUAGCUGUGCCCUCCUGCGCUUACACGGCUCCCUCUCUCUCUCUCCACUCCUCCGUCAGAAAAGAGAGGAUGGCACAUCUGGUCCUGGCACCCCUCUCCUCUCUCCAAGGCAUGUUCGCUGCCCCGCAGAAACUCAUCCAGAAACGCUACGACAAACUAUUGGACUACUGCAGCCGCCUGGAGCGCUCUCCCUCCUCCUCCACGUCUUCUGCCUCUUCUUCUUCCUCCUCUCCAUCACCUGUAUCCGAGGACCAGGGCCAGGUUGCGGCGCGGCGGGACUACGCAGCCCUCAAUGCUCAGCUGGUGGAGGAGCUGCAGAGAUUCAACAUGGCCGCCCAUACUAUUUUGUCCAACUGUGUCCUCUGCCUGGUGACCCUGCUGAAAGGCCUGAUGGACACGGCCUGCCACCACGCACCCUCCAUACAGCAACUACCGGCUCCUUUGUCCAACAUCAGUGAAGUCCAAAGCAGCAUCAUGGAAGAGCUCAACAACCUGACUGUCGUCAAGGACAACGCACAGACUCUAAUAGAACGCAAAGUCAGCUUCGAGAAAACAAAGAAAAUUUUAGCUGUCCCAGAGAUCCAGCGUCAGACAGAGGGCAACAGGGCCAGGCUGCUGGACGAGUAUCCAGCUGACAGGCUGUUCCAGCUGAAGAGGAACUGUAACGGGUGUCAGGAGCAGGAUGUCAGCCUGCUGGAGGGGGAGCUGGUGGGCCUGCUGGAGGACACAGACCCCCUGGGGAGCCGGGGCCGCUGGCUGGUUGACACGGGCAGUACCCAGGGUUACGUGUACUCAUCCUUCCUGAAGCAGUACAACCCCAACAGGGAUCAGGGUCGACCAGGUCAGGGUACAGGUACGGGGAUCACAGAGCCCCAGCAGCCGAUCGUGGUGCUGGACGAGGACUUUGACAACCUCAGCCUGUUUGUGUCGGGUAGCGGGAGGAACAACAGCAUACGGAGCCGGAGCAGCAUACCUAACUUCAGCCUCUACAACACCUCCAGUACCUCGCUUGACAGAUGCUCCACCCCGUCCAGCCUACAGGGCGACACAGAGCCAGACAUUCACCAGGAUGUGGACACAGAGCCAGACAACCAGCAGUUUUAUGCGGUGUACGGGUUCCAGGCACGCUGCGACCAGGAGCUGACCAUGCAGGAGAACCAGCAUGUGAGGAUCCUCAAGUUCAGCGACCUGGGAGGCAACAAGGACUGGUGGUUGGCCGAGGCCAACGGACAGAAGGGCUACGUCCCAGCCAACUACCUCGGCAAAAUGUCAUACGCAUAAAGGAAUAGAUUGGGAUUAAGAAGGCCCAGUCCCAAAUGGACUCCUAGCCUCUACAGGCAGGUUUCCCAGACACAGAUUUAGCCUAGUCUUGGACUAAAAUGCAAUUUUAAUAGAGACUCACAAGGACUAGGCCAAAUCUCUGUUCAAGCUCCUUGUGGAGAUUUGAGAGCAUUUGAUAGUUGUACCGUAGCAACAUGGUGGAAAUUCCAGCUAGCAUAUCAGGGCAAGGUAGAUUUAUUACCAUAUCCUAUCAAAUCUCCACAGGCAUAGGGUCGAUUUGGGAUAGGAUUUUACUGUAAUCUGUCUGUCUAUAAAAAAAAAUGUAUUGACCAGACAAUGUAAUUAUCAAAAGAUCAUGACUGUUAAGAUUAUUGCAUAUAUGCGUUUUGCACGAAGAAUGGAGCUAUCAUUGUGCUGAGCACUUAGUAUUGCCACCUGCAGUGUUGAUGAAUUUAUAUUGUGAAUGUGUGUCGUCCAAAUGAAAAUAAUGAUUUAUUCUAAUAUCUAAUAUAUGUCAAGCAAAUGUAUUUUGAAAGAGAUCAUGUAUUUUAGAGUUAUACAAUUCCUCCAUGUAAUGUGUAUAUUUUAGAUCACUCAUCAGUGAUGAAUAAAGAGUCUUUAUCAGUG